This is a messenger RNA of Physcomitrium patens, 712 nucleotides long. NCBI's taxonomy places the organism in Eukaryota, Viridiplantae, Streptophyta, Bryopsida, Funariales, Funariaceae. The record is from RefSeq and is a predicted model, not a curated record.
UUCUUCUCCGUUACUCAUACCUGCAGAAGAAGCCUGGUUUACCUCACAUAGUUCUCAACCACAAAACCUCGGCAUCCUGUGUCUUGUCUAGAGGUGGGAUUUGUGGAGAGUAUUGCAGAGCUGCAGGUGUUUGAUGGAGAGAUGGAGUGCGGAAGUUGUGCAGUGUCAGAGCAGGCCCCAGAGAUGUCGUGUGAACUGCUCGCUCGAGAAUGAUGCUAUCGCCUCCGGGCUCAUGUGCUCACAGUUCAUCAUCUGCAUGUUUUCCAAAGGUGACGGUGAAGUACUUCAGACGAGCUCAGAACUAGAUAGGCACUUCACUCACAGCCUUGCAGCUAAACGAGUGAGCUGCAGUUGUUGUAACGCAACAUCUUCUUCCACAAUUCAUCAGGAAUGCUGCCAAGCGCGAGUUGGCAAACUCGAUGAAGGGCAUGGCAUCAAAGUAAAGCAAAGCAAACACAGCUGCAGCUUUGCUUGAACAAUCCUAUUGUUUCAAUACUCAUGUACUUGAUGAGUUGUUUAGUUUUUAGUUUAAGAAAAAUGAGGGUAUUAGAGUAGAGGUCUUCUCAUACACACACACACACACACAUAUAUAUAUAUAUAUAUAUAUAUAGAAGAGUGUCUCAAUUAAUUGUCAUAGUCCAGUGAGGACUUCUUUCAUGUGUCAGACUUGUGAUAUGAUAUGGAGAUUGGACACCUCGUCGUUAUCAUUCUA